Molecule: messenger RNA, 573 nt
Organism: Brenthis ino (lesser marbled fritillary)
Lineage: Eukaryota; Metazoa; Arthropoda; Insecta; Lepidoptera; Nymphalidae
Source: the annotation of a GenBank genome assembly
AUGAAUGAGAAAGAAUUCAACUACCCUUUAAUUACUAAUAUCAAUUAUACAUUGGAUGCUAAUUAUUCAAUUAAAGAAUUUAUUGAGAUAAUAAAUGAAACUGACGGAAAUAGAACAACUACAGCAGUAGAUGUCGUAAAUAAUUGGUGGGCAUUAGUGGCUAUAGCGCUUGUUGUUUGCACUGCAGCUGGGAACGUGUUGGUUUGUUUGGCAAUUUAUUUGGAAAGAAGGUUGCAGAAUGUUACGAAUUACUUCUUGAUGUCGUUGGCGAUAACUGAUCUGCUUGUUGCUAUCCUGGUUAUGCCGUUGGGGAUAUUAACGCUAGUGAGAGGAUACUUUCCCCUGCCAGCAGUAUACUGUCUCACCUGGAUCUGUCUCGACGUGUUACUUUGCACCGCAUCUAUUAUGCAUUUAUGUACGAUCAGCGUUGACAGGUACCUUUCAUUACGCUAUCCAAUGAGGUUUGGUAGAAACAAAACAAGAAAACGAGUUACGAUCAAGAUCGUCUUCGUAUGGAUACUCUCCACAGCGAUGAGCCUUCCUUUAAGCCUCAUGUAUUCUAAGGUAAGAAUA